CUCUGAAAAUGGGGCUCGUACUUUGUCUUCUGAUCUGUUAUUUUCUUUGCACCAGUGGGAAACAACAUGUUCAACCUGAACUGAAAAAUCAAGUGACCACUAGAUGCAAUGUAACAGAGAAUGUAGUAAUCAGCCAACCUCAGUGGCACGUGGAAAUCAACAAAACAGUACAUUUCUUUGGUGUAAUCUUACAGAAUAGCUCUUUGGAAAGUAUGGUGUGUGCUAAAAAGCUGAUGUGUGCAUUUACAAACUCCUGUGCAGCCACUGGAAAUCAUGUAACAUUGACGGUUCUGAUCUGUCCUUUUAGUGCAAAGUAUCAGAAUAGUUUAAAAGAUCAACUUGUGACAACGUGCCGAAAUGCUAAGGGUGGCCUUGCAGAAAAUAUUGUGUGGAUUUCAUCAAAAGCGAGACAGAAGUAUGAACAUGAACAGCAGAAUGCAAGCAGGACUGUUGCUCAUAAUUACAAGUCAACACGAUAUAGCAACCAUUUGGAGAACAUAACCUGCCUAAUAAACCAUCCAGUAACUUUUACACCUUUGGAACUAUUCAUAAGAUGUCCUUUCAGAAUCAGAAUUAAAAGCAACAGUCACGGUGUUAAGGGGAGGAAAAACAAAUUUAUCUUCAACACCAAGGACAGUGAGGGCAUCAUUCAGGUUGAAAUAACAGGCUGUGUGGAGAAAGUUGACUUAAGCUGUUCAAAAAAAAAUGGCUCCCUUCCUGAAGGUAUUGAAUUGAUUGAAAAUCACGUCAUAUUCAAAGGACCUAUGAAAGAAAGCUAUCCUGGCAAGUAUGAAUGUGUAGCUUCGAAUCAACAGUGGAAGUUGUCAGCACAGUGGGAGAUUGAGAUUACUUCCGAUGAAAAUCACUGGAUUCCUACAAGAAUUAUAUUGAUAGCAUCAUGUGUGCUCUUCGCAGGAAUUGUUUCUUUUUUCUGUAUUUUGAGAUGGUAUAAAAGAAAACAACUGGUAGUUAUUCCUCAGGAUUUCCCGACAGCUCCGCUCACUUUUCAAAUAUGGCAUGAACUCUACAGUGAGUAUACACGCGAUCUCAAGCUCUGCUGAUUGUUCUGCUCACUUUUCAAAUCUGGUACAAAACUUCAACAACCAUAAUAAAGAGUUAUGUUAUAUUAUCCUGUGACACCUUUCUACUUAUUUUUUUCUGGCUUGGAACACCAAAAAUUACUAAUUUUUCAUUGUUUAAAUUAUUUAGAGCUCUUUACAACUGGAGUCACUCAGGUGAGGCAGAAGUAUCGGAUUAGUCCAUCAGACCAUAAGACAUGCUGUAGGAGCAGAAUUAAGCCAUUUGGCCCAUCGACCCUGCUCCAUUCAAUCAUGGCUGAUCCUUUAUUUUCCUUCCUCAGUCCCACUCUUCGACCUUCUCCCUGUAACCUUUGAUGCUGUGUCCAAUCAAGAACUAUCAAGCUCUGCCUUAAAUACACCCAAUGACCUGGCCUCCACAGCUGCAUGUGGCAACUGAUUCCACAAAUUCACCACCCUUUGGCUGAAGAAAUUUCUCCGCAUCUCUGUUUUAAAUGGAUGCCACUCUCCCUUGAAGCUAUACCCUCUUGUCCUAGACUCCCCCACCAUGGGAAAUAUCCUUUCCACAUCUACUCUGUCCAGGCUUUCAACCUUCGAAAUGUUUCAAUGAGAUACCCCCAUCCUUCUAAAUUCCAGCAAGUACCAACCCAGAGCUAUCAAACAUUCCUUGUAUGAUAACCCUUUAAUUCCCAGAAUAAUCCUUGUGAACCUCCUCUGAACCCACUCCAACGCCAGCACAUAUUUUCGUAGAGGAGGAACCCAAGACCUCACCAGUUCCUUAUAAAGUGUCAGCAUCACAUCCCUGCUCUUGUAUUCUAGACCUCUUGCCUUUUGCUUGUGCCUUCCUCACCACUGACUCUACCUACAAGUUAACCUUUAGGGUGUUCUGUACAAGGACUCCCAAGUCCCUUUGUAUCUCAGGUUUUUGGAUUUUCUCUCCAUUUAGAAAAUAGUCUGCACAUUGAUUUCUACUACCAAAGUGCAUGACCAUGCAUUUUCCAACAUUGUAUUUCACUUGCCAUUCUCUUGUCCAUUCUCCUAAUCUGUUUAAGACCUUCUACGCUACACCCUAUCUGCUUCCUCAAUACUACUUGCCCCUCCACCAAUCUUUGUAUCAUCUACAAACCUGGCAACAAAGCCAUAGAAACAUAGAAAAUAGGUGCAGGAGUAGGCCAUUCGGCCCUUCGAGCCUGCCCCACCAUUUAUUAUGAUCAUGGCUGAUCAUCCAACUCAGAACCCCGCCCCAGCCUUCGCUCCAUACCCCCUGACCCCCGUAGCCACAAGGGCCAUAUCUAACUCCCUCAAUCUAUUCCAUCAUUUAAAUUAUUGAUAUACAGCAUAAAAAGAAGUGGUCCCAACACCGACCCCUAUGGAACACCACUAGUCACUGACAGCCAACCAGAAAAGGACCUUUUAUUCCCAUUCACUGCCUCCUACCAAACAGCCAUUGUUCAAACCAUGUUACACACAUCAAAGUUGCUAGUGAA
Mobula hypostoma (lesser devil ray) is the source of this 2524-nucleotide messenger RNA. RefSeq lists its product as uncharacterized. NCBI's taxonomy places the organism in Eukaryota, Metazoa, Chordata, Chondrichthyes, Myliobatiformes, Myliobatidae. The transcript has 8 exons. Gene Ontology annotation, biological process: homophilic cell-cell adhesion; heterophilic cell-cell adhesion. Bases 9 to 1061 code for a protein of 350 amino acids. The record is from RefSeq and is a predicted model, not a curated record. Gene Ontology annotation, cellular component: adherens junction.